This is a messenger RNA of Trachemys scripta elegans, 4309 nucleotides long. RefSeq names its product semaphorin-3D. The coding region runs from base 348 to 2684 and encodes 778 amino acids. The record is from RefSeq and is a predicted model, not a curated record. Lineage: Eukaryota; Metazoa; Chordata; Testudines; Emydidae. Gene Ontology annotation, molecular function: semaphorin receptor binding; chemorepellent activity. The transcript has 18 exons. Gene Ontology annotation, biological process: semaphorin-plexin signaling pathway; neural crest cell migration; negative chemotaxis.
ACUAAUCGAAGGUGGAGGCUGCAAAGCAGCGUGGCAGAUCCACGUGUAAAAUCCUCCCCUGUGUUUUCCCCCUUCCAGAGGGGUUUGCGCUGGUCAUUCAAUCGCUCAGCCGCGGGCGGUCCCCAUUAGGGGAAAUGACCCACGCUGCAUCCAGAGUUGGGGGUUUGUCUACGACAAGAAAAGUUAAAUGGAGACGCUCAUUGACAGCCUCGUUUCAAUAGACGGAUUGAUCUCCGGGCAGGUCUGCGUUCCAGGCAGGAGAGCGGGUAACUAACUCGCUGGCAGCCUACACGCAGCAACCAUUGCAUUACAUUUGGAUUUUCUGAAAAACAGAGACUUUUUUCACCAUGAAUGCAAGAAAAGACUCCCAGGAGAAGAGCAGAAUGAGAUCCUUCAAAGUGCCACAUGCCUGCACAGCAUUAUCCUUAGUAAUGUUGUUCCUUUCAGUCACUGGAACUUCAAAGAAAAAUAUCCCAAGACUUAAACUUUCCUAUAAAGACUUGCUGCUUUCAAACAGCUGUAUCCCAUUCCUGGGCUCAGCGGAGGGGUUUGAUUUUCGGACCCUGCUGCUAGAUGAGGAGAGGGGCCGGCUGCUAAUCGGAGCUAAAGACCACAUCUUUCUGCUCAGCUUGGUUGAUUUAAACAAAAAUGUAAAAAAGAUUUACUGGCCUGCAGCAAAAGAGAAGGUGGAAGUAUGCAAAUUAGCUGGGAAAGAUGUCCAGACAGAAUGUGCAAAUUUUAUCAGGGUUCUUCAACCCUACAACCGGACCCAUGUUUAUGUCUGUGGCACAGGAGCCUUCCACCCUAUCUGUGGAUACAUUGAACUUGGAAUACACAAAGAGGAAAUGGUAUUCAGACUGGACACUCAGAACCUGGAGUCUGGCAGGUUGAAAUGUCCUUUUGAUCCUCAUCAGCCGUUUGCUUCAGUAAUGACAGAUGACUACCUCUAUGCUGGAACAGCUUCUGAUUUCCUUGGCAAAGAUACAGCUUUAACACGUUCUCUGGGCCCUUCUCACGACCACCAUUACAUCAGAACUGACAUUUCCGAACAUUACUGGCUUAACGGAGCAAAAUUUAUUGGAACCUACCCCAUCCCGGACACAUACAACCCAGACGACGACAAAAUCUAUUUCUUUUUCCGAGAAAUAUCUCAAGAUAGCAGCACAUCUGACAAAGCGAUCCUUUCCCGAGUUGGAAGAAUUUGUAAGAAUGAUAUGGGAGGUCAACGGAGCCUAAUAAACAAGUGGACAACUUUCCUGAAAGCAAGACUGGUGUGCUCAAUACCUGGCCCUGAGGGAGCAGACACAUACUUUGAUGAGCUACAAGAUAUAUUCUUACUUUCCACAAGAGAUGAGAGAAACCCUCUAGUAUAUGGAGUCUUCACUACUACAAGCUCUGUAUUCAAGGGCUCUGCAGUUUGUGUGUACAGCAUGGCUGAUAUCAGAGCUGUUUUCAAUGGCCCUUACGCUCACAAAGAAAGUGUGGAUCAUCGAUGGGUACAAUACGAAGGACGUAUCCCAUACCCCCGGCCUGGUACAUGCCCAAGCAAAACUUAUGACCCCUUGAUUAAAUCUACCAGAGAUUUUCCAGAUGAUGUCAUUAGUUUUAUAAAACGCCAUCCAUUGAUGUACAAGUCGGUUUACCCGGUGACUGGAGGACCUGUAUUUACUAGAAUCAAUGUGGACUACAGGCUGACGCAGAUUGUGGUGGAUCAUGUCAUGGCGGAAGAUGGGCAGUAUGAUGUUAUAUUCCUAGGCACAGACACAGGAACGGUACUGAAGGUUGUGAGUAUUACAAAGGAGAAGUGGACUAUGGAGGAGGUAGUACUGGAAGAGCUGCAGAUUUUCAAGCAUCCAUCAUUUAUCUCAACUAUGGAGAUGUCCCUGAAGCAGCAACAAUUGUACAUUGGUUCCAAAGAUGGAUUGGUUCAGCUCUCCCUGCACAGAUGUCACACGUAUGGGAAGGCUUGUGCAGACUGCUGCCUUGCCAGAGACCCAUACUGCGCUUGGGAUGGAAACUCAUGUUCCAGAUAUGCACCAACUUCUAAAAGGCGAGCCAGGAGGCAAGAUGUCAAAUACGGAGACCCAGUCGCCCAGUGCUGGGAUGUGGAAGAAAGCAUUAGUCAUGAAACUGCUGAUGAAAAGGUGAUUUUUGGCAUUGAAUUUAAUUCAACUUUUCUGGAAUGCAUUCCUAAGUCCCAGCAAGCCUCUAUUAGGUGGUAUAUUCAACGCUCUGGAGAAGAACAUCGAGAAGAGCUGAAGGCUGACGAGAGGAUCAUCAAAACGGAAUACGGGCUGCUGAUCCGCAGCCUGCAGAGAAAGGACACAGGGGCGUAUUACUGCAAAGCGCAGGAGCACACGUUCAUUCACACCAUCGUGAAGUUAAAUUUGAACGUCAUAGAGAACGGGCACAUGGAAAGCACUCAGAAAACGGAGGAAGAAGAGGGACGGGGGAGAGAUUUGCUUACUGAGUCGCGGCUGAGGUACAAGGAUUACAUCCAACUCGUCAGCAGCCCCAGCUUCAGUCUGGAUGAAUAUUGUGAACAGAUGUGGCACCGGGAGAAGCGGCGGCAGCGGAACAAAGGUGGGGCAAAAUGGAAGCACAUGCAAGAGAUGAAGAAAAAGCGAAAUCGAAGGCACCAUGAACCUGUCAGCAGCCCACAUGCCAGGCCUACAUCUACGUAGUUUUAUAGUCUAUUUAAAGAAAGGACGUUUAACAUGCAAAAAUACUGUGUUCUGUUUUGUGCAUCCUUCCUAUUCAUUAAUAUUGCUUCACACUGAGAUUAGAUAACGCACAGUCAUUAUGGGUCUGUACAGGACUGCACUGUAAUACUGGAAUAUUAUAGCAAAUGACAAAUUCCUUAUUUGAGCACCGCACUCAAGGCAAUAAUUCCAAAUCUGGGUUUUUUCCCAGAAAUUCAGAUUUUGUAGUUAACACUUAGUGAGAAGCUGAUUCAUGACAUAUGUCAUGUGGGUGUUCCAUGGCUUCCCUGGCAUAAUUUUUAUAUUAGAUUUAAAGUCUUUGUUACAGUGCAUUAUUAAUUGACUGCUACAUUCCACCCGAGAGUUGGCUGCAGUUCAGGGGUAUGUAGAUGUAUUUGUAAAAGUGCUUGGGGUCUUAUAAGGAUGGGAGGUGCCAUAUAGAUACAGGCCAUUUUGUGACAGAUCUGCAAAACUAUACUAAAUUACCCAUUGGACAUAUAUUUAGGUACAUGGGUGGCAUUUGCUAACACAGAGAAGCAAAGCAAAAAAUCAAAUUAAAUAUAAGCUUAGCAGUAACACUUGUUUUCCCCUUUAAAAAUGUGAUCACAUUUUAAGAGGAGGAAAUGUAGAGCUUUAUUCAUUAGGACAAAAGCAGCCUCUAGUUUGCAGUCCCUCUGAUGAAAUGUAAUCUUGACUCAAAUUGAAACUGCCAGCAAGAUACUCGAGAGUAAAUUUCGUAAGAAGCACGUGGGAGGUACGUGCACAAACCCUAUUAACAAAUAAUGGGAUUUCUGCCUUCACCUCUAUUGUCUUGCUGAAGAUUUUAUCCUGAAUGUCUCCACUCACCUCUACAACUCUAACCCUCGUCUGGCUUCAUUUUCUGGAGUAUGGUUAGUUUGUUGUGGAAAAAAAGAGGAGCGGAGAACACACACGCACAAAAACCCUUCCACACUUGAUGACAAAAGACAAUGAGGGAAACAUAUUUGGUGACAGACAGAAACUGACAGUGCUCUUACGCCAGGUAUAACAAUGGGGAGAGAGCAGACAUUCCUCAGACUUGUGUAUUUGUUUUAUAAAAGUUCUUGUGUAUUUCAAACAAGGCAUUGUGUUGUUGGAAUUAAUACUUUUUUAUUAUAAUUAAAUAAAAACAAAAAGAGCCCACAUGUAAAUAAACAGAAGUAGAAGUUAGAGAUGAGCAGCUUUGUGAUUUACAAUAACAUCAUUUGUAAAGUGUUCCUAGUUUUGCCUUCUGCGCUUUAAUAAGAUAAAUCUUCUUGUAUGAGCAAGAGACACUGUGCUUCCUUCAGAUCUGAUUUACACCAGUGUAACUCCAUUGACUUCAUUGGACUUUCUCCCAAUUUACACUAGUGUAAGCAAGAUCAAAAUCAGGGCUAUUGCCUCUUCUCAUGCUUCGCAGCCCCUCUCCCCCACUCUACCAAACCUCCCCCUUUCUGCCUUUCACGCCUCUUUGAGUGUGAAAUGACAAAUUAGCCACUUCCUCACAUGGAAGAAAGCUUUGAUGGAUACUAAACCGACAGACUUUACUUGUUUCUCAUGCAUUCUACAUGUCUUGAGAGCAAAGUCUGUGGGAACGCCAUGUAAUUGGU